CUUGCAGCUGUGGUUACAUUACAUUACAUUACAGCCACAACUACAGGGUCUCUUCUCUCGGCUCUCUCCAGAUUGCUUCUACCAACGAAUGAUUUUGACUUCCUAUAAUCUCCCACCACAGCCCUCAUCGUCGAGCGUAACUUCUGCUGCCGCCCAGCUGGUCUUUGCAGCUUAACUUCACAUGCUUUCAGGGCGGCAAGGGAUAGUGUACCACAGUUACAGUUACGCGCGCAUCCGAUACCACAUCCACAUACGACACCGAUGGCAUUACCACGGGUCAUGGUGAAACUGGAAAUUGUGCUGCAGCUUUAGGUAAAGUUGUACUCCGUGACGAGACACCAAAAUUCCAUGGUGUUGACUUGAUAGCCGUCACACCAACUAACACCAACACUAACUUCCAACUAACUUUGACAACCGACGGGACGAUUGCUUGACAACGGCUUGGUUGGCAUUGGCGUCGACGAGAUCAGCUGAAAAAGAAAUCUCGAUCGGGCUUUGAUCACAUCCCCGGGGAUGAUGAUUGGGACGGUGAAAUCAACCCUCACUCUUCAACUGGGUGAAAUCCGAUAUCAACACAACACCCAAGAAAACAAUCCAGACCAUCAAAUGAGGCUCAUCACCCUCCCUGCAUAUCCCAUGAACCUCAUAGCAUAAAUCCAGCUCAAUAUAACCCAUCUAGCCCUUCAUCUCGCCUCUCAAACUUUUCGAACGGUCCAGCCCGCAUCCGCAUCCCUGUCCAGCUGAGCCAUCGCCCACCACCAAUCACAUCCUCCCAAAAAGUGGGAAUCGAAAAUGGAAUAAAACCGGGGGUUGGAGACACAAAAAGCAUCCGAUGGCCGCGGUGCAAGAGAUCCAAAUCUAAUGCAGAGCGAGAAAAAAUCCUUGACCAGCUCAACGUGCAGAUUUGUGCUUGAGCCUUGGNGGGGGGGGGUUGGAGAAGGUGUAUAUUGCGGGGAGCUGGUAUAUUUGGUUCUUUAUCGGUUGGUGAUAAGGGGAUAAGAGGUGAUGGGAUUAGGCGGUGAAGGGGUGGGGUGGAGGUAGGAAGGUUUGACCGUUUGAGAAAGCUUGUGAGAAUUAGAUUGACGACACUUUGUUUGAUGCUGAGAGUUGAGUGGGGAAUGUUUCUGAAAAGAUUAUAUCUGAGUCUUGGAUUUUAUUUCUUUGAAGAUCUUCGUUUGUUGAUAUACUCAGUGGGAUUUUGGCAAGUGCCUUAUAAUUUGUCUUCGUGUGGGUACAUUAUCGUCAACAGAUGCGUAUAUCUGAGAUGAUCGAAGUUUGUGGGAAAACCACCAAGUGGUCGUUCUGCCAGAAAAGACCUGGGAAGAUAGAAAAACAUCCUGAACAUGAUAGUAACCAGCUGCUAUAUUCACUUAUCGCAAAAAGAGUGAAAAGUAUAGGUGAUUCACUAUUAUUCUCCUCAUUUUCACCAAGUAGCUCUUUCUCAACCUCACCUUUCCCCUCGUCACGAGAUGCAUCUCCGCGUCUACAUCUUGGCGCCGGCGGCAUACAGUAGCAGCAUCAACUUUGUACCACCUCACCUCGACAACUCAACGCAAACACUUUAGUUUGCCCACUAGUCUCGAUACUAUCGUGAGCAUCACUGAUAUCCAUCUCUGAAUCAGCGCCUCACAAUGUCACCAAACCGUCUUGAAAACCUGCACCCUCAAGCUCAAGAGCAAGCAAAAGCACCAGACCAACCUCAUUGCUGGACUUGCAACCAAUCCUUCACCACCCAACGGAAACUCAACGAUCACCUCAGAUUCUCUAUUCGCCAUCAACCUUCGACCUUAUGGGUACCGGGCAAGAAUACUCCACCACGACAACCAGGAAAAACAGCUUUAUCUUCCAGUGGCAACCCGAACGUUGAAGAUUCAUCGCCAAAGAUUGCGCUUGCGAAAGAUGGUAAAUCGGGAUGGUCUGUAAUUCCAGAAGUUGAUCAUCCGGCUGUACUUGAGGCUUUACGCAUUCGAGUUCAUAGAGAGUCAACGCUUCAGACGAAUAAUUAUAUUACCAAACCGUUUGAUCCGAAAGAUUAUGUGGAUCGUCGGAAAUGUAUGCGUUGCAAAAGUGAGUUUGAAACUACCAAUAUGAUUGGGGUUGAGAAAGUGAGGUGAAGCUAAAAUGAAAUAGCAAAAGAAAAAGAUGCAGUGGGCCGUGAAUGUCGUUUCCACCCCAAGCCAUUAUCAAAACCCGAUCAAGCGGUAUACCCAUCCCUCAUUUUCUUAAUCUAUGAAAGGAAGAAAACUCACAAAAUACAGGACCCCUUUAGCGAAAGAACAUACACCUGCUGCACCUCCCCCCCAACAACCCCCGGCUGCACAACCGGCCCCACCCACACCUUCUCCCAAAACUACCGAUACACCACCCACAAAGGCUAUCUCCGAACCCCUCCCGCUUCCCCCUCAACCCCCAAGUACCGCGCCGUCGUCCUCGACUGCGAAAUGGCAGGCGUCUCCACCGGCGGGCCCGGAGAAGCCAUCCUCCUCUGCGCCAGCGACUACCUCACCGGCGCAGUCCUAAUCAACAAAUACAUCUCGCCCCCGGAGAAGAUAUCCAUCAUGCGCACCACCAUCCACGGCAUCUCACGCUACACACUCACCCAAGCCAUCCAACGGGGCGACGCCCUAGCAGGGUGGUCCGCCGCGCGCGCCGAGCUCUGGAAAUUCAUCGACGAUCGAACAAUUUUGAUCGGCCACGCAUUAGAACACGACCUCAAUUCUCUCCGUCUCAUCCACCCACGUAUCGUCGACUCGGGUGUUCUGGUAAGAAACAUCGUCGGUUGUACGUUCGGCUUGAAACUCCUUUGUGAGGAACUCUUAAAUAUCCGGAUAAGGAAGAAUAAAGGUGGUGUUCAUGAUUGUCUCGAGGAUGUGCUUGCUACAAGGGAAGUCGUGCUUUUUUGUACGCGGAAUCGGAAGGUGUUUCGUGCGUGGGGGGAGGGGAAGAAAGAGGAGGAGGAGAGGAAGAGGGGGAAGAGGGUGAAAAAGAACGAGGAGGUUAAGGCGGCCAAAUUGCAAGCGCAGCUUAAAGCGAAGGAGGAGGGGAUGAGUGAGGAAGAUAGGUUGAAGAAGAGGAUUGGGGAGGAGAUGGUUAAGAGAGUUGCCGAGGCGAGGGAGGAGAGGAGGGAAGCUGAUCGACGGGCCGAAGAGAAGAGAGAGACGAGGAAGGAGGUUGAUGGUAAGAGAUUGAGAGGGGAGAAGGAGAAGAGGGAGGAGGAGCGUUGAAGGUGUUUAAGAGGACGGCUGAGAGUAGGGGGUUGUCGGUGAGAUAGUGAUGGUGAUGGUGAUGAUGCAUUUAGUGGAUUGCUUGCUUGCUUGCUGGAUGGGCAGAGGUAGGUAUGAUUUGCUGCUAAUGGUAAUGGUUUUGAUUACCUACCUACCUACCUACCUACCUCACCAAACGAAAAACUGGCGGUAGUAAUAGCGAUAGCAUGAGAUAAGAUACCCAUACUCAAGUACCCUGAUUUCAAUCAUUUAGUCGUCUUU
Molecule: messenger RNA, 3485 nt
Organism: Hymenoscyphus albidus
Lineage: Eukaryota; Fungi; Ascomycota; Leotiomycetes; Helotiales; Helotiaceae
Source: the annotation of a GenBank genome assembly